ACGCAGUUUAUGGAGCUCUCCGAACGCGUUCAGGACCUGGUGUACAACUCCCGUCUAGUUGCCCCGCUCUACACGCGUUCCCCUCUUCCCACCGGUCGCCAUGACGCCGUCCUGUUGACCCGAAUCCGCCUAAGAGACGGCAGUUGGUUGCCACGUGGCGAGAAAGUGCUUGUUUGGUCGACACGAGCAGGUCCGGCACCUCGACUGGCGCACGAAUGGCACGUGGAGACGCUUGACAAUCAACAACAUUUGACCCUGCCGGCCAUCUGUCUCUGGCUCACUCGAGCCGAACUCUCGCCGAGGCUUUCGCGUAGAUCCGGCCAGCCGAUGUCUUUAUGUGAUCCGGCCGUGAACCUCAACGAAGGCAACAAGGCGGCGGCUGACUGGUAG
Messenger RNA from Protopolystoma xenopodis, 390 nucleotides. The record is from the annotation of a GenBank genome assembly. Lineage: Eukaryota; Metazoa; Platyhelminthes; Monogenea; Polystomatidea; Polystomatidae.